Messenger RNA from Morus notabilis, 1403 nucleotides. RefSeq names its product serine/threonine-protein kinase 19 homolog. Lineage: Eukaryota; Viridiplantae; Streptophyta; Magnoliopsida; Rosales; Moraceae. Bases 267 to 1070 code for a protein of 267 amino acids. Gene Ontology annotation, biological process: protein phosphorylation. Gene Ontology annotation, molecular function: protein serine/threonine kinase activity. The transcript has 8 exons. The record is from RefSeq and is a predicted model, not a curated record.
UGAAACCAGUUAUUAGACCCAAAAUUCCAGUUAUCUUACCCGCCUAGGUACGAGAUAAUUAAUCCCCUAAACUUUGACGAUCCUCAUUAAUUAGUCCCAGAACAUUCCGGAAAGCGUGAUAAAACAAGUUGCUGGAUAUUGCCAAAUUUUGCAACCCAAAUUUGACGUCGAACAAAUAAUUCACUGAUUAUCUUUAUUCUUUACGUCGCGGUUGCCCAAAUUUCUCAUCGGAUUCGAAGUUUUGAACGCAUAAACAAUGGAGAAUUAUGGCUCAGAAUCUUCAAAAGGAAAGAAACGACGGCGAGAGGAAGAAAGCGCAGCUGAAAGCAGCGAUUUUGAUCAAAUUCUGUCUCUCGGUCGAGAAAAGUCUAACUUUUAGCGAUACUAUGGUGGCGCUUCGGAUAAUGCGAGCUCAAUUUCCUCAAAUUGACAAGGUUUCGAUUCAACCAUUCAUUUUGCAGUCGCAACUGUAUAGCAGUGUAAAGGACAGGACCCGGGUGGAUAGGGAUUUAGAGUCUCUGAAAAGGGAGAAAGUACUGCGGAUUUUCAAGUUGAAUACUGGACAAGAUGAUCAUGCAAUAAUGUUUUCAGAGGACUAUUCAAGCCAGAUAGAACGUGUCAAGAAAAGAUCGCAAGAGAAGAAGCUUGGCAACCUUGAAGUUUUUGAGUGGUUUAAAACACACGUCAUUGAUUUCAAGUUGGAGCCUAGCAUUGAACAUCAUGAACUUUGGACACUUUUAUCACUUGGAGGAAAGGUGAAGGAUGAGCAUAUCUCCCUUCUAAUAAAUGCUGGGCUUCUUACUCGGCAACUUAUUGAUCCAAACAUGUACUGGUUCACGAUUCCAAAUAUUGGGUCAAUACUCAAAGGCAUCUCUCAGGGAAGAAAGGAAGUUCUUUCUCUUCUAAACCGCAGGAGAUACAAAGAAAUGAUGCUGGCUUCGUUGGAAAAGAAACAUCUUCGAUUAUCUUCACUUGAUAUGAGAUUUCAUUUGCGUGAUCUGAUUGGUUCAGGUCACCUGAAAAUUGUUCAGACACCAACUGGUUUAGUUGUUCAAGUCUCAAAAGACUGAAUUUCUAGGAGGACACUUCUAGUCAGAUUUAUCUAAUCAUAGAUGUACUUUCUCUCAUUUGUCUAGUUUAUCGUUAUCACCCUUUUAUGCUCUACCUGAAGUUUCUAUCACAUAUCCCUUGGCAGAUUUUCUGAAAGCUAGCUAAGGAAGAGAAAAUAGAGAUUUCGUUCAACUUGACAUAAAAGAAUACAAGAUGACGCGAAUGUCAUCUGUUCUUGAUUUUGUAUUAUUCAUAUGUUUAUUAAACUAUUUAUCAAGUUUUUCAGUGUACAAUUAUGAUAUUUACUGUGUUACACAACCAAAAAAAGAAAAAGAAAGCAAAGAAAAACGAGA